Molecule: messenger RNA, 639 nt
Organism: Huiozyma naganishii CBS 8797
Lineage: Eukaryota; Fungi; Ascomycota; Saccharomycetes; Saccharomycetales; Saccharomycetaceae
Gene: CBC2
Product: nuclear cap-binding protein subunit CBC2
Exons: 1
Coding region: 1-639 (212 amino acids)
Biological process (GO): mRNA cis splicing, via spliceosome
Cellular component (GO): nuclear cap binding complex
Molecular function (GO): RNA cap binding
Source: RefSeq, a predicted model, not a curated record
AUGUCACUUGGAGAGUUUGACGAAUUGAAAUGGGACCAUUCGGUGAAGAGGCUGGACACGCCGUCGCACUAUUUACUGCGGAAGGCCCGGAAGAAUCCCGAUGGGCUUGAGGAGUUGCGUCGGUCGACGAAGUCUGCGACCAUCUAUGUUGGUAAUUUGUCCUUUUAUACCUCUGAGGAGCAACUAUACGAGCUGUUCAGUAAAUGUGGCACGAUCAAGAGAAUCAUUAUGGGGCUAGAUAGGUUCAAGUUCACGCCCUGUGGAUUUUCGUUCAUCAUCUACAGCACGCCACAGGAGGCGUUAAACGCGUUGAAGUACUUGUCUGGGACGAAGCUGGACGACAAGAUUAUCACGAUUGAUUUGGACCCCGGGUUUGAAGACGGCAGACAGUUUGGCCGUGGAAAGAGUGGUGGUCAAGUCUCUGAUGAGUUGAGGUUUGAGUUUGACGCGUCUCGUGGUGGGUUCAAUGUGCCACUUGAGGAGAGGAUAGGUGCUCCCGGGAUGUUCCCGCCCAGUUCUGGACGCCGUCAUAACCAGCGGAACAAUUUCCGUGGGGGUCGCAGGAGAGUGAUUGCGCAGCCACGGUUCAACGCACAGUACCACGGCGAGGACGAGGAGGACAACUACGUUCCUGAGUGA